Molecule: messenger RNA, 4909 nt
Organism: Chara braunii
Lineage: Eukaryota; Viridiplantae; Streptophyta; Charophyceae; Charales; Characeae
Source: the annotation of a GenBank genome assembly
GGAACGAAUGAGAGAAUAGCAGAAUGGGACACGUGGAAUGAAUGAUAGAGAAGCAGAUUGGGACACGAAAACCGUGUGGCCCGAUGUCUUCGUCAUCCGUUCCCGCCGUCCCCGCCACUUGCGACAUGCGGCCCGAUGACGACGUUGAUGUUGAUGUUGAUGACGUUGAUGAUGUUCAUCAUGAUGACAAUGUUGGUGGUGAUGUUGAUCUGGAUGACGAUGGAGCUGAUGAUGAUGACGAACAUCAUCGACAUCAUCAGGGGCAUCGUCGCCGUCAUAAAAAACACCACCAUCGUCGCCUUCGUCAUCAUCGUCAUCAUCAACAGCGUCAUCAUCAUCGUUAUCAUGGUCGUCAUCAUCUUCGUCAUCAUCAUCAUCAUCAUCAUCAUCAUCAUCAUCAUCGCCGUCGUCAUCAUCUUCGUCAUCAUCAUCAUCAUCAUCAACAUCAUCGUCGUCAUCGUCGUCAUCAACACGACGAUGACGACAAUGAUGUCGAUGAUGAUGUUGAUGUUGGCGAAGAUGAUGACGAUGAUGAUGAUGAUGAUGAUGAUGAUGAUGAUGAUGAUGAUGAAGAUGAUGACGACGAUGAUAACGAUGAUGAUGAUGCUGUUGAUGAUGACGAUGAUGACGAAGGCGACGAUGGUACUGAUUUUAAUGACGGCGACGAUGCCGCUUAUGAUGUCGAUGAUGUUGAUGACGUUGACGAUGUUGGUGAUGAUGUUGAUGAUGGUGAUGAUGAUGAUGAUGACGAUGAUGAUGAUAAUGAGGAUGAUGAUGAUGAUGAUGAUGAUGAUGAUGAUGAUGAUGAUGACAAUGAUGAUGAUGAUGAUGAUGACGAUGACGAUUAUGAUGGUGGUGAUGAUGGUGGUGAUGAUGAUGGCGAUGAUGAUGAUGAUGACGAUGACGAUGAUGAUGGUGGUGAUAAAGAUGGUGAUGAUGACAGCAAUGAUGAUGAUGAUGAUGGCAAGCAAGAAUCAUGGGCCCCCUCGCGAGGAAAGAACAAGCGGAAAUCAAAGGGGCAUACAGAAACCAUGUGGCCCAAUGUCAGCGACAUCCGUUCCCGCUGUCCCCGCAAAUUCAAACAGGUGGUGCGACGCGGCUGCUCCCAUGCGCCUGCAAACAUGCCCGACGGCCGACACUUCGACGACAACAAGGACGAGGGGCCUGCAGCGCCCUUGAGGGACAGGCGGCUGUCUGUGUUGUCUAUUCCAGGGGUCGACAUUCGCGAUCCGGUUCAACGGGAGAGUGCGGAACCUACAGCAAAGGUGGCAGCCUCUUCGGAGGUCGACUUGGAGGCGAGCGAGGACCAGAGUGUGGAUGAGGUGACCGCAGGCGGCCUGGGCACGCAAGGCACUCCGCAAAAGAGGAGGGGGGAUCGCACAGACGAGUUCGUCGGUUCUGCGAAGGAGUUGAAGAGCAAGGACCCUAGGACUGCGGGAGAGAAACGAAAGGGGACCGAGGGGGAGGAGGGCCGGCAGGUUGCCAAACGGCCGGCUUCGAGACAUAAGCAGCCUGCAUCUGGAACGUCUUCUCCACCGACGGAAAGGCCUCCAAUCGACGUCGACGCCGGGUACUUCCUCGAGUACAAAGACGGCGUUCGGACAAAGAGGGAGUUCGAGGUUAGCCCUGCGCAGGUCGUCGACCUUGGAGAGUGGGAGGACCUAUACAACCAGCGGUCCUUGGAUCCCGUGCUCGUGGAAGGGAUCAAAGAAGCGAUGCGGUUGGCGUUCGAAAACAAAGCGCAGUCUUACGAUUUGGCUACCCUGAAGCUGGCACCGCAGGGGCUUAAUAAACCGACUCUGGGGACCAAGGCAGAACGUCUGAGGCCGGAGGAAUGGAGGGAUGAGCUGGCGGGGCAAUACUACUACUACGCGGUGUGUGUGCAGCACAACGCGGCUGCAGCCAGGUCGCUGCUCGGCAUCGAGGUGGCCAGGAAAUACAAUUUCGAGCGGUGGCCUGCACGAAUGCUCUACUUUUCAGACGACGACUUCGAAGGGUACUUCCUUGUCAAUCAGAAGGGCGACGACGCCAUCAGGAAGCAAGGCGCUGCCCUGCGUUCCUAUUUCCCGCUGGCGAUGGCAGGGGAGAACGUUUGGAAACUGGCCGUCGAUUUUUUCGAGAAAUGGGAGACUGGGAGAUUGCUCGGCCACGACGGUGCAAAGUGGAUCAUGCGGAAGAAGAAGGUAAAAAAUGUGAAGCCCGGGGUUGUCUACGUCGAGAACGACAAGACGGGCAGGAAAGAGGUCAUGUACAACGUCCCUGUGGACCCGCCGACAAAGGAAGGCGAAAAGGAGAAAGAGGAGGGCGACUGGUUCAUGCAAGUGCCUGAGCCAGACGCACAUUGUUGGAAAGCGAUGGAGUCGCUGACCGACAACGAGAAGUGCCGCGUCUUGAAGAAGGUUCUCGCUUGCGAGUGUGACCGGGUGCUGGUGCGUCUAUGGAACUACUACCAGUUCAAGCACGAGAAAAGGCCGGACGCGGAUUGGAGCCAAAGGUGCCCGUUCCUGAAAACAAGGUCCAUAAUUUUCAAACAGUUUAAGAGUCGUGGUUUGGAUGAAGAGUUGUGGGACAGGAGCAGGAAAUACGUCGCUGACUCCUCGUUGUUCAAGGACUGCCCGCCUUACAUGGGCUGCGACGACGACCAAUCGAUCGAGGCGACGGAGAAGUUGGCCGGUCACAAGAAGUUGUCCGUUGACUGGAGGAAUAAGGUCCUGCUCGUGUUGACUGGCAGUAGACUGAAGAGUCGCGAGAUCCCGCUUGCCGAAGGAAUUGUGCACAUAAAAUGGAAAGACACGGGCGACGUGACAUCCAUCGCGCCAUUCGGCAACGACCCCUUGGAGGCAGACAUAAGGUGUGCGGAGGUGAAGGAGGCAGUGGUUGCCACAAAGAGUCACACGUUCGUCCUCGAUCUCUGCGAACCAGUGGACCUGAAGCUGUGGAAACCGCAAGCGUUCGACACUCUGGAUUCCUUGCUUCAGACGUGGUGUCCGUCGCAUUGGACGCUCGUCGUUUUCGUCCCGCGGCAGCAGAACCUCUCGUUUCUGGCCAGCAUGAACCACCUUUCUUUCGUGAAGAUGCUGGAAGGGAAGUGGGUGAGGAAGAGUCAACAGAAGAAAAGCUUCCCCGUCGGGAAUAAUUUGUACAUGGAAGAUGACCGGAUGUACGUACUCUUCAAAGGCGACGAUUUGCACGCAAACACUGUGUACGGGGACAUGGAACGCAACCCCACGCAAUUCGUUAAUCUUCUCGAGUCCGUCACCAAGAAGAAGGAGGGUGUAGUCUUCCUCGGGAAGCCACACGCGCGAUCCGUGUGGGAACUGCUGAAGGAAGGACGACACGUCAUCGCAAUGGAAGGGAACUCCGAGCUCUCGCAAUUUACAAUUGAUCUCGUCAAAAGCGAGGUCAAUUCGGGUGCCCACAUUUGCGAGUUCAUGGUCGUCAACAAGUCUCGCCCUCGCGCGUGGAACAACAGGACGAACAUGUGGUUCAAGUUGAGUGCGAGGAAGCGGAACAAGAUGUACGACUUCUUGUUCCUACAAACACGGCCCAAGAGAGACACUGACGCCGAGUACGUGCGCCGCAAGGAUCACAUGUUCACGCUGCUCGAUAACUACCACGGCGCCUCCCGCAUGAACGCAAAGACCUUCCUCGAGAGGUUGCAGUCCCUAUACUUCGUGGAGUCAGAGGAGGAGUUGACGUUCGGUAGUUACUCCUCCUUGAUCUCCACGGAAGACGAGGAGACCAUCGACAUCAAGUUCGACGCGACCGCGAACGAGGAGGGCUGCAACACCGAAAGCCUCGACCUGCAGUACGACCCGCAUCCCGGGCAGCACACAACAGGGUCGUCCUUCACAGGUCAGUCAACAAGCCCAACAUCCCUCGUGUCACCGAUGGCGAAACCGGCGCCUGGCACUACCCCGAUGAAGUUGCUGCAGAGAAUGCAAGCUCUGGCCUCCGGCCAUCGCUCACUGCGUCCUGGGUCUGACAUCCUGGCCGAUCAUCUGUCUUGGAGGGAUGCCAACACUCACUUCCUGCCUGAGCCUCAAAGUCGUUCCACGAAGGCGGAGUGGCAUCCAAGAGUCAUCCACCCGGCGAUCCAAAAGGAGCGGACGAAGAGGACGAACACGCAUAGCUUGUCAGGAGCGGGGGUGGCGAGUCGUGAUCCCAAAAUGGACAGCGGUGUGGUGAGGGACGGGACUGCGCCGCCUGCGGGGGACUGCCAACCGCUUCGGUCGGAGCGAGAGGCGGGAGGAGCUGCGUGCGGCGAGCGGGAAGGGCAUUCGUCGGAAUUCGACACGGGUUCGGGCGAAGUGGUUGGAUUGCAUGCACAAGAAAAAGGCAGGGUGAUGGACAAAGAGAAGGAAGGGGAGGAAGGAGACACAAGGGAGGAAGUGGAGGAAGGAGGGAAGGAAGGGGAGGAAGAAGAGGAUGAAGGGGAGGAAGGAGAGGAAGGGGAAGAAACGGAGUUGGCUGGGUUGCUAGGAGGGAAGGACGGGGAAAAAGGUGAACUCGAUACUGGAGACGAUGAAUGGACGUUCGGCGACGACGAUGACAGAUUCGGGGAGUCGUCUGACGGAUUCGGGCAGCUGUACGGAGAACAUCGCGAGGAAGACGACGACGACGAUGACACGGCACUGGGUAUGGAGACACAGGUGGUCACAAGCCUUUUGGUAGAACGUGAUAACUAUGAGGUCGAAGCAAUGACGUCUGCCGUCGAUCUCCAACAAUGGUUCAACGACGCUAGUGUUGCAGUCAACCUGAAUAAACCGAGUGUGCAUAUUGACAUCGAAGAAGUUAUCGACGGCAUCCUGGGCGACCACCACAUGUCCGCGUAGCCGUCCUCUUCGCCUGGUGUCGACGACCCUCUCGACGUCAAACCUUCCGGGGGAUCUGUCGUGGCUUUGUCGCC